GUCUAGGAAAUGUGUGCAGAAGGGAAUCAGAAAAAAAGCAUAUUGCAUACUGGUUUGUGAACGAAUAGAAUUGGAUAGAAAGGCAACGAUAACGAUAACUUGGCUAGGGGAGGGAUGAAGACGUUACAGAUAAAAUAGUGCACGAAACUGGAUAAAAUUUAAACAGAAAAAAGUACUAUAAAAAUAGUAAUAAUAAUAAUAACUAAAAAGCAACUCAUCACUCUGUUUUCACAACGCUUGUUUUUGCAUUUUUAUUUCCUUCUUUUUCCAAUGCAUACCUAAUACGUAUGUUAGUGCGAAAAAACCAUAAAAUCUACGGGAACGUAAUAUCUAUAAAAUUGGAUUAUACCUCUUUUGGGCUAUUGAAGUCUAUACAUAUAUAUAUAUUCAACGCCUAAAUGAAGUAUAUAUUAUCCUGUCAGCGAUAAACUUUUUCGGCAAAAAUUUGAAUUUUUAACAGCAGUUUUUUUGGUUGUAAUACCUUGAGGAAUAUCUGUCUGAAUGGAUGUAAUAUAAUUGUGAAUUUAGAUAAGCUAGCAUAUUUGUCUGUUCUGAUGUGUUGUACAUUUACUGAGGAAUACUUCAUAUUUUGUAUAAAGGGCAUCAUUCAUAAUCAACACGUGUACAUAUAAAAAAAGUAUAUCUUUAUAUAUCUACACAAACAAGUCCGCAUUGGAUUCAGCCUUUCACAAUGCAAAAUAACAUUGAUCAUAUUUCAAAUAGUAAUGAUGUAAAUAUAAAAACUACCAAUGAAAAAAAUCAACGGAAUUAUACUGAAUUCAACCAAUCAUGGGGCGUGUUUAACGAAGUGAUUAGACAAGUGAAACAAGAAUGUCUAGAACGAGUGAUGAACUUAGAGCAUGAAAAUUUAGUUCUUCAGCAACGCUAUAAGGAGCUUGAAGAACGAGUAUCACCGCUUACAAAGUCGUUGAAUGGACAAGAAUAUUUUAAAGAAUUUCUAAAAAUUUUGUACACCUCAGAAAUGAAUCCUGGUAUAAGUUUAACGCCAACAGCUCAAAAUGGAGAUCCAAAAAUUCCGAAUGCAGUUGAACAACUUACCAGCCUUUUACUUUACACAAACAUUGCCCAAAAAGAUAUCCUUACGAACUGUCAUCAACUACACCAGAGAGUAGCACAGUUGGAGCAAAUAAACUCUGUUCUAUGCUCGAUCAUUUGUGAUAUUGGAGUAAUUUUACCGUUAAACAAAAAAUGCACAACCAAUGAGAAUAAUACUCCACAACAAGAACAACAAGAUAAUGAACGAUCAUCCACAGAGGUUAUUAAAAGUUUAGACUUAUCAAAAAUACUCUGUAAAAUAAACAGUUCAUUCAAAUCGCUUGAGUUGCCAAGUAACAAGUCACAUUCCUGUCUUUCAAAUCCAACAAUACCAAUGAAAAAUCCUAUAAGUGUAAAUUAUAAUUCUGAAGAAAGUAUACCUGUAUACACAAUUACCAAUGCAGAAAGAAACUCAGUGAAUGAUUUCAAGGAUCGUAGCAACUGGAAAGAUAACAGAUCAUUUCAUCCUAUAAGCAACUCAGCUCAUUAUUCUCCUACAAAACAACACACCAGUACCAGCAAUAGUAACUUAAACAAUUUUGCAUGUGGUCAUAAUUUAUACUCCUUUCCACCAAAAUGUACAAUUCGAAGGUCCAGUUUACGAUCGGAUACAAGUUUGAGUGAAUCCUGUUCCAGUACAUUUGGUCUUGAUAUCCAGCUAAAUAAGAAUACACAACCGCAAGAAGAACAACAGCUCAAUUCACCAAGGCUUGAAUGGACACGAUCCAAGUCUCUUCCUGUGUUAGAAACAAAUUCACUCCGAACAAAUGUUGAUUCCGUAUCGAAAGAAAUUUGUUUACGGACAGUAUCCUUGACACAACUUAAAAACUCACCACCCUCAUUUCCCAUAUCUACCUAUCCAAUUAAACGUGUGAGUGGACAAAUGAUAAUGUCGUCGGAAAAUUUGUUAAAAGCUGAAGCAGAUUUUCAUAUUCUUGAAGUAAUGAGUGAUUUAAAUCUCACAAAUAAUAUAUAUCCAACAAGUAACUUAAUUGUAAAUAGAACACAGUAUAACACAAAACAAUCUUCAAUUUGGUUCGAUAAGCCCUUACCGAAAGGUUGGCUACAGCUUCAAAAUCUAUCGUAUAGUGGAUUUAAGCGUCAUUCCAAUGGUACCUACAGUCAUAUGAUCCUCGGAGCAAGAAGUUUACCACUUUUAUCCAAUAAGUCAGCAGAAAACUGGAAAUCAUCAGAUUAUUCAAUUUUAUCUGCAGAUGAAAAUCAUCGAAUGCAUUCAUCGGAACGUGCAUAUUCAUUCCGUAAUUUGCAUGCUAAUAAUUUUCACUUGAAGACUAUCAUAGAAGUAGACUCUGGUCCACCAAGUUUUCAUGAAUUAUCCACUAACAAAGCCGAUUCAUAUGAUAGUGAUAAAAAUAAUCUGGUGUGUGAUAACACAGAUCUCGAGGAAAGCAAAAGUUUUCAACAAGAAUGCAAAGCAAAAAAGACAAAGUCUCGGACACUGCCAGAAGUUUGGAUAUCACCUAGUCAAAGUAUAGAAUUUCUUCCAAAUUCAAGGCAGAUAUUGUGCAGAGAUCAAAAACUUCGAUAUCACUAUCCCCUACGAUCUGCGGUUAUUGGUUCCAAUCCAAACUCGACAAACAGUCUGCUGAUGCCUAAAAGUUAUGAUCUUGAAACGCAAACUACUUAUCAUGAUGCUUUCAGAAAAUUGCGUAAUGCACGUAAAGACUUAAGGUUUGGUGUGUUUAGUGAUACUGAGCUACUGACUGGCAAGUUUAUAAUCACAUCAACCGAAGAUUCAGCAAUUGACAGUGGUGAUGAAGAUUUCCAUAGUUCAGUUGAUUCACUGUGUGUUAAAAGCUUUUUGACAAAAUCUAAUCUAAAAACAACGUCGUUAAGUUUAACUACCACCAUAGCUAAACAUAAUUCUCAUAUUAACGCCAGUAACCCUAUUAGUAAUGCUAAUGAUUGUAACAGUAACUGGGACUCAGACUUCAAAACAGCUGUGCUGGAAGUAAAUGACGAUGAAUACAAAGAAGAUAUUACACCUGAUAGUCAACUUGUUCAAAUGAAUUGUCGAUUGAAAUUUUCCAGCAUGAAUGACCAAAAUGAGUGUGACAAUUUCAAUUCAGACCCAACCACUAAGCAACGAGAUAGCAUAUGUGACAACACAAAGCGGAAUACAAAUUCGAUUGAACCAAGUAACACUCCAAAAUGUCAAAAAGAUAUUCCAGAUCCAACGACCAACACCAAUUCCACAACAGAUCUACAGUGUAAUACUAGAGCAGCUGUCCCACCGCCUGUAGUAAUCUAUCGACGACGAUUCCAAAAGCUCGCUUCCAAAAGAAUAUCAAAGUUUUCAGGUCAUCAAAAAUCCUCAGAUUGUGUUGCAAACAAAACUUUGAAUGAAAUAAAGUCAUUCAGAAAUACGAUGAAAGAAAUAACGUGCACUCUUACGACGAUCAAUACUGCCACUACUGUUACUACUGUUGCUACUACAACAAAUAGUCAAACAGUCACUGGAAUAAAACACUCCAAAACAACUUCAAUAAGUGAAAAUAAUCAUCUCAGCAAAUCACAAUGUACGAAAGAGACUUUACACUCAGUGAUGCCUACCUCUAUUAAUAACGUGUCAGAAAAUAUUGAAAAAUCCCCAAAUAACAUUACAACCAGCCGUAGUGUGACAGAAAGACAGUCACUAAUGGAAAAAAUUCAAAGUAAACGCUUUUUUAAAUCACCUAGUAAGUCAAUACAAUCUGCAACCAAUAAACUUGCAUCCUCUUCCUCCUCAUCAUCUUCCUCUUCACAACAUACUACCAAAAUAAGAAUGCCUCAAGUCGAUAUUCAUCAUCAUAAUCCAACACAUAUAUCUGCGUCAUUCACAAAGUCUUCUUGCUCAAGUGAUACUAAGAAGAAUUUGUCACUUAAAAAUCCUAUGAGUGAUCAAGCAACUUCUAAAGUUGGCAGUUAUAUGUCUUCAUCUUUGACAAUAAAGUCAGUAAAUGGUAAUAAAUCUACAGCAUCAAGUACACUAACUUCCCCUGAAAUACGUCGACUGAGAAAUAUUUCCCACACUUCUUCAAGAUCACCAAUUACCACAACAGUGAAUAGUUUAAAACAUUGUAGCUUCAAUACUACUCGUUCAUGUUAUUCAAAUUCAUCUCCAACGUCACCGAUUUCGUUGAGCAGUAAUUGUAACAACUCAAAACACAAUAAUAAAGAAUGUGACAUACUCCCGCCUAUCUCACCAGUGUUUGAUGGUAAACCUAUAUUAGAUGAAAAAACGAGAAAAAGUUCUAUUCCUUCAUCAUCUCCCAACACUCCAACAGUGAAAGAUCCGUCUUUGAAAAAAGUUAAUAAAAUUAUUAAUAAGCCCAAGGUUAAUUCUGAAAAACUACACCGUCGAAUACCAUGUAUUAAUGAAACUGCAGAAUGUGAAAAAGUUUUCUAUAGUAAUGCACCACCGCCUAUACCACCACGUACUACUUCAAGGUUACAAACAUAUCAGGGUAAAAUGGUAGUGCUAAAACCAAAAUGUUUGAGUGUUACCAACAGUCCUUACACAUCAAAUCACGAAGAAUUAUGUCUAUCAACUGAAUUGCAUGCAAAUUCGAAUGAUUCUUUUGAAGAUUUAAAUCGUUGUGGUAAUGUCAGUAACUUAUCACCUUUGUCUUCACAAUGGAAGCCUUUAAGUUAUUCAAAAAUAGCAACACUUGUCAAUCCACCCUACAAGCGUCCUUCAGAAAUUCCGGUUAAUAAAUCUAUGGUCACCUCACCAAUAAUAUCAACACCAUCACCAGUGCUUAUAUCAACCAUUCCAAAUGACUCCACGUCAUUCUCGCAAAAAAAUGCUUGUAAUAAGAUGAGUGGAUUGAAUAGAAAUUCAUUCAUUGUAAACUCAGUAGAUCUAAGUGGUGAGCAAACCUUAAUCCAUCCAAUAAACUAUUCGUCAAACUACUGCAAUAACAGGAAAAUGGAUAACUCUAACUUGCAUCUUCAAUACAACACAACAACAACAACAAUAACAACAGCUAUGCCUCCAAUGAAAACCAAUGACUAUGGUGAAACAAUAAUUCACCAGCAUCAAUAUCUUCCACAUUUACAGAAACAUUCAUAUCAUCCACAUGAAUACCAACCAUUUUAUCACCCACCUCAUUCUCAUCUCUAUCCGCUUCAAGAUCAUCAUCAUCAAUAUCAUCAUCAUCAUCAUUUUGAGCAAAACCUACAUCGAUUCCCCGUCAACAAUAUUCCUACUAACAACAAUAAUUUAGUAUUGAGUACAAUGUACGACAGUUUCAAUUAUGGUAAGGAACCAUCCUCAAUUUAUACAACAAACAAAUUGCCAACAAUUUCACGACAUAAUGAUAAAGACACUAAUAUAAUGAGCAAUACGAAACCAGAAUUGUUUUAG
Messenger RNA from Heterobilharzia americana, 5425 nucleotides. NCBI's taxonomy places the organism in Eukaryota, Metazoa, Platyhelminthes, Trematoda, Strigeidida, Schistosomatidae. The record is from the annotation of a GenBank genome assembly.